UGGAAUAUAAUAGAAAAAGAAACAAAUGCUUUGAUGAAUGGAUAGAAAAAUACGGAAAUAUUUUUGGUUUCUUUCUUGGAGGAAAACCUUGGGUUGUGUGUCGUGAUUUGGAAUUGAUGAAACUUAUACAGAUAAAGGAAUUCAAAAAUUUUAUGAAUAGAGAUGUAAUACUUCCGGAUGGAGGAGUUCCACAUGAUCCGUCGUUUGAACCACUUGUACUUCAAUGUGAUGAGGAUUGGAAAAAUACCAGAAAUAUAUUGAUCACAGGUUUCAGUACAGCUAAAUUAAAGAUGAUGAGCACUCUUAUGACUAAGCCGAUAAAUAUAUUUAUGGAGAAAAUCGAAAAACAGAAAGAAUCGCCGUUUGAUAUUGCCGAAUUUUAUAAAAAGUUAACUUUCGAUAUAAUUUGUAGAACAGCUUUUGGAAUUCAGACAAACGUACAAAAUGACGAAACAAGUAAAUUUGUGCAAUCCGUCUAUAAUACCUUCGAGGUUGAUACCGCCGAUCUAUUGUCAAUAUUAUCAAUUUGUUUACCCGAAAUUGAACCGAUUCCUACAUAUGGUAGAAAGAUUUUGGAUACAAUAAAAUAUGCAAUUAAUUAUCCGUGUACUAAAAUAGUUUUGAUACGUGCAGUCAAAUAGUUAUUUCCCGAAAAACUUCAGAUGUAAGAUUUACAAUUUAUAAAUUGCUAAAUAACAAAAAUAUUACUAAUAGUUUUAUAAAACUAUUUUCAGUAUCAUCAUCCAGAUCUCUU
Molecule: messenger RNA, 754 nt
Organism: Centruroides sculpturatus (bark scorpion)
Lineage: Eukaryota; Metazoa; Arthropoda; Arachnida; Scorpiones; Buthidae
Product: cytochrome P450 3A56-like
Exons: 6
Coding region: 117-641 (174 amino acids)
Molecular function (GO): iron ion binding; oxidoreductase activity, acting on paired donors, with incorporation or reduction of molecular oxygen; heme binding
Source: RefSeq, a predicted model, not a curated record